Molecule: messenger RNA, 1431 nt
Organism: Coffea eugenioides
Lineage: Eukaryota; Viridiplantae; Streptophyta; Magnoliopsida; Gentianales; Rubiaceae
Product: anthocyanidin 3-O-glucosyltransferase 2-like
Exons: 1
Coding region: 1-1431 (476 amino acids)
Molecular function (GO): UDP-glycosyltransferase activity
Source: RefSeq, a predicted model, not a curated record
AUGAAGAAACCAGAGCUGGUUUUCAUUCCUUCAGCAGGGAUGGGCCACUUAGCAUCAACUGUUGAGCUUGCAAAGCUUCUUAUUGAUCAUAAUGAACACUUAUCGAUCACAGUUCUGAUCAUGAAGUUUCCCUUUGAAACAAAGGUGAUUAGCAACACAGAUUCGCAGGCAGAAGCUUCAGAUUCUCGCAUAAGGUUUGUUGAGCUCAAAAAAGAUGAGUCUGCUUCACAAACGGCAUCUCCUAGUUUGUUUUUGUAUCAGUUUAUUGAAGAUCAUAAAAACAGGGUGAGGGAUGUCCUUGCUGAAAUAUCUAGUUCGGCCUCCUUUGAUCUCGCUGGAAUCGUCAUAGACAUGUUCUGCACCUCCAUGAUUGAUGUAGCCAACGAAUUUGGGGUUCCCUCCUAUGUAUUUUAUACUUCUGGUGCGGCAAUGCUUGGUCUUGUAUUCCAUUUGCAAAGUCUGAGAGAUGAUUUUAAAGAAGAUGUCACUGAUUUCGAGAAUUCCAAAGUUGAAUUAGCUGUCCCGACUUACAUCAAUCUUGUUCCAGUUAAAGUUUUGCCAUCUGGACUGUUCGACAAGGAAGGAGGCAACAUGUUCCUUAAUCAGGCUAAAAGAUACAGGGAGACCAAAGGAAUCAUAGUUAACACUUUCCUUGAGUUAGAAUCCCAUGCAAUACAGGCUUUAUCCAAUGAUAAAACCAUCCCACCAGUGUAUGCAGUAGGACCUGUAUUGAAUCUUAAGGGAAGCAAUGGCCAAAAUCAAGAAACUGAGAUAAUUAUGAAAUGGCUUGAUCUUCAGCCUGACUGUUCUGUUGUUUUCCUUUGCUUUGGCAGUGAAGGUUGUUUUGAUGGUGACCAAGUGAAGGAAAUUGCCCAUGCACUCGAGCGCAGUGGAUAUCCAUUCCUGUGGUCAUUGAGAAGGCCCCCACCUAAAGGAAAGUUUGAGUCUCCAGGUGAGUACGAGAACCCGGAAGAAGUCUUGCCAGAUGGGUUCUUGCAGCGAACUGCAGAGGUCGGAAUAGUUAUCGGAUGGGCACCACAGGCUGCAGUUUUGUCCCAUCCUGCUGUGGGAGGUUUUGUCUCGCAUUGUGGUUGGAACUCAACACUGGAAAGCGUUUGGUAUGGCGUUCCAAUGGCAACAUGGCCACUUCAUGCUGAGCAGCAGGUGAAUGCCUUCCAGAUGCUGAAAGACUUAGGGAUGGCUGUGGAGAUCAAAAUGGAUUUCAAAAAAAAAUUUCUCGAGCCAAGCACUGAGAUUGUGGCUGCAGAUGUGAUUGAAAAGGCAAUUAAACAUCUGAUGGAUCCUGAGAACGAAAUCAGAAAGAAGGUAAAGGAAAUGAAAGAGAGGAGCAGGUUGACACUCAAUGAAGGUGGAGCAUCCUCUGCUUCGUUGGGAAGUUUCCUAGAUGAUGUGAUACAUUAUAUUCAAUGA